AUGGAGGUCACACAGCCAGGGCCGAAUGGCCAGGCCCUGGGCAGAGUGCGGAGGCGGUGCGGGCGCGCGGGGUGCUGGUGUGGCUGGGUGGACGCGGCCGCCACAGCUGGCACCCGCCAAUCUGCCUUUCCCUCCCCGGGCCUCUCUUUCCCCGCGGGCGCCCCCCCUACUCUGCCUGGGCCCUGCAGACCUGCAAACCCGAGGUCGCGAGCGGAUUUGCCCUUGGUCCUUUCCUGGGCUUGGCAGAGAGGUUCGGGCGGGAAUCUGGGUUCGCGCUGGAGAUGCGCAGCCAACGAAGGCCAGAAGCUGCGUGCAGGCUGGGUGCUGUCCCAGCGCGAGGCGGCGGAAUGCCCUCGCCGGGGGCCGCGGAGCGCCCAGCACCCGCCUGUUUCGUGCGGCGGUCCCCCGGCCCGGGAAAGCGGCCCUUGGGAACCCCAGCCAGUGGACUCCCCGCGAUCUCCGCGGGUCCUGAGCGCAGAGGCCGGCUGCCAGCUCUUUGGCCUUGGAUGGAAAGUGAGCAAUGGGGUGGGGGACUCCGGACCCCUUAACGUGGAUUACUUGGUGCGUCUCAGCCGGACUCAGAAGACCCACGACCUCGUCUCCAUCCGUGGAUUGAUUCAUUCUACAGAACAGUCGGGUCGCUCACCUGGAGGUGAAAUCAGAGGUUGGUGGCCAACCUGGGAAGGUGCUUCGAACCCAGAACGGAUGCAAAUGAAGGCUUAGGAAGGACUGGCAGAGGACUGGCAAAGGGCUGCUCUCCCUCACCCACACUUCCCACCAGGAAGCUUCACGGAGCCAGCGGAUGCCACCAGGGCCCCCCUGAAGGACCUGGCUAAGAUGGGACCAUCUCUUAAGAGACAAGAGCUCUGGAUAUGAUGAAGAAUUCCUCAGUGCAAAGACCCUCGCACUGAGAAAUGGGCUGUGUGUUCACUUGCCUGAGCCCAGAGACGCACGCAUCGUGGGACGUGACCUACAGUUGGAGAAGACACUGUGAUCCCAGGCCUUUUAUUUCUGUGGAGAACGUUUCCUCGGCUGCUGCCUCCUCUUAAGACUCCCCUCCCGCUCCUCCUCCGGAACAAAGGCCUUUCUGCCACACCCUCUUCAUGCCCCCCACCUCCACGUCUGCUGCGCCUUUGGACUCAACACUUCUUGUUUGCUCCAUUAUCUUCCAGCCGAUACAGAGUGAAUAGUUAACCACACUUCGGUCAAAUGGAAUCUUAAGUUUUGCUCCUGCUCCUUCUAGGGAAGUGUGUGUGCAUUGCUGUGCGAGCAGUCUUCUCAUUGAUUUGGGAUCUGGCCGCACAGGUUCCAGUGAUGCAGAUCAGUACAGAAGUUCCUCAGGCUCUCAGGGACAUUGGUGGGGACGUUGGUAGGGGAGCUGGAUUGUGAAGGCUGGUGUGGUCCGUGUUCAGCAGUCUCGGUUGGGAUCCCACACAGGUGCGCAUCUGGAGGAGCAGAGAAUGAACACGGUUGUUCAUUCCGAGUGUGACUUCUACGGAUGAGCUGAGUGUGACUUCACUCAGCUGUGAAGAGCCUCUUCUCUCAGGUGGCAGGUGGGGUCCACACCAGAACAGGGGACUUCCUUACAGACUGUCCAACUACCAUCGAUGGUGGAAUUUAUGGAGGCUCUUCUCCCUCCAGUGUGUGCUGAUGACACACACGCCUGACAACAGAUUGGGCCCCGUGAAACCCGAGUCCUGUUCAUUCCAUUCACUCCGUAGCUACCAUACGCAUGGCUGGAAACAUGUCCUCCCUAUCCGUGAUGGGUCAGCCAAAAUGCAGAGCCAAAGAGGUUUGCAGGUUCAGUUUCCAAAGCGAAUGGAUGACUUGUCUUUGUAAAAAGAAUUAAAUAUAUAUAUACCCACCUAUACAUUCCCUGUGUUGUAGGCGAUGUGUUUGUGUGACCAUUUGAUGACCUCGAUGGCAUCUCAGUGGAGCAAUGGGGUCAUCUUGGCAUCUCCGACUCACCACAAAAUGAGUGAGGAGAACCUGUGGCAGAGGGUUCACGCUCUUGAAAUGUAAGGCUUCUUUGUGGUUGUUUACCUUCCUUCCUUGACAUGCAGACAGACUUGUUGUGGUCGAGUCCUUUGGGUGUCAAAGAGCAGAGACCCACUUGUAUUGCCUCCAUAAAAGGCUGGCUCAUCCCAAGUUGCUGUGGAAGGAACAUAGACCAGAAACAGUCUACCUAGCAGCUGCCCAACUAAGCCUUUCCAAGAAGCCCCAAGUCAUUCAAGAUACCCAGUGGCAGUCAGUGGUUCCCCAGGAUAGCAGAACUGUCACAUCCUGGUCAUCUUGAUCUGUUAGCAGCAGGAUCCACUGAUUCUAGAAUUCUGCUGUCAUGAUGAGCUGCGGGCGACCGACCGUCCCAGUUUGCCUAGGACUGAGGGGUUUCCCAGGAUGCAGGACUUCCAGUGCUAACCCUGGGACGGUCCUGGGCAAACUAGAACAGUUGGUCACCCUGCUGGGUGAUUUGAUGACCCUCUGGUGCUCUUGAUUGGUUUGGCCAUUUGCCAUUCAGAACGCUUGUGUCUGGCUACUGGGCAGCCUAUAGAUAGAUGCCAUUGGAUCAGCCCCCAAUCUUGGCCAAAUCAACUGUUUCCAGGGUGACAGGGUUGCACAAUGUUGAAUAAAAACCUAGGUGUAAAGAACCAGCCGAGACCACUUCUUUCAGAUUUGUGCUAUUAUGGACAGUGCACGUGGCAGGCAUUCAAGGUGUCAGGGGCUUCUCUCCAACACAGUCCUACGUAAGAAGGUGAAGCUAACGUUCCUUAUUAAAAACAA
Molecule: messenger RNA, 2781 nt
Organism: Rhinolophus ferrumequinum (greater horseshoe bat)
Lineage: Eukaryota; Metazoa; Chordata; Mammalia; Chiroptera; Rhinolophidae
Exons: 4
Coding region: 1-723 (240 amino acids)
Source: RefSeq, a predicted model, not a curated record